This is a messenger RNA of Macrobrachium nipponense, 6095 nucleotides long. RefSeq lists its product as uncharacterized. Gene Ontology annotation, molecular function: transmembrane receptor protein tyrosine kinase activity; ATP binding. The record is from RefSeq and is a predicted model, not a curated record. The coding region runs from base 770 to 5194 and encodes 1474 amino acids. Gene Ontology annotation, biological process: multicellular organism development; protein phosphorylation; positive regulation of kinase activity. The transcript is spliced from 26 exons. Gene Ontology annotation, cellular component: plasma membrane; signaling receptor complex; axon. NCBI's taxonomy places the organism in Eukaryota, Metazoa, Arthropoda, Malacostraca, Decapoda, Palaemonidae.
CACAGAGCGAUAACGACCAGGCCGCGCUGGUGUUGGACGACCCCCUAUUCCGUUUUUUGCUAUCGCUGCCGUUCGGGAACUAACCUUUUCCUUUUUUUUUAAUUUCUCCCCUUUUCAGUCGGCCUACUUCCUUUUUGAUCCCUAGUUCGAGCCACCCUUUUUUUAAGCGAGUGAAUAAAAACACCCGUUCUGCCCCGCGGGAAAAAAAAUACAAUUUAACGAUUAACAUGUAAGUCGCGACUCGGAUUAUUGCUUGCUCAAGAAUUGCGAGUGAAUAAUAAAGCCAUCACCGACUGCUAGAUUGCUGUGGAUUGCAAGUGAGGAAGUGAAAAACGCGCCUACACGGAGUUACUCAUUUGUGCGUUUCCAUUUUGACAGGGAGGACGUCGGCUACACCUAAUCUCCUUCAUAAUUUUUCCUGUGCACUGAAUGAGAGUCUGUUGAAACCGCCCACGCCCGCCCCCCCGACCCCAGAAGAAAGGAAAGAAAAAAACAACAAAAUGGAUUACAGAUCACGCCAGAAAUAAAACGUUGGCACAAAACGUUAUCCACAAUUAUACUUUGCACCUUUUUUUUUUUAUUGCAGCGGGAGAUGAAAUAAGGCUUAAAGAGACUUUGUUGUAAGAGAGACACGAGAGAAAGCCGACCUCCGUCUCUUGAUAUCCUGUCUCUCCCUGUCUCUUCUCUCUCUCUCUCUCUCUCUCACUCUCUCCGUCUCUCUGCAAGAUGCAAUGGUGAACAUAGUAACUACGCGAAUCAAGGAUCAACCAUGAUAGUUAGAUUGCUGGCAUCCGCGAUUCUCCUCACCGUGGUCGGGCUGUCUUCUCCAUCACCAGAUCAGUUUUACGGUCAGACAUCUUGGAACGGGAGCAUCUUCACGGUCAAGAUCCCGCGGAACUUCCCGGUGGACAUCCCCAUCUUCUCCCUGGUGCCCUUGGUGCCUCCUGAGGAUCCCGAUGAGGAGUCCAGCUACCCCCCGGCGCCCCCGCCGCGCCCUGUAGGCAUUUCGGCGAGUUCCCGCCUCGGCAGCGGAUUCGGACGAGAUGGCACUCUGGCGGAACUGCGUCUGCCCGACGAUGCCAUCGGCAUGGACAACUGGGGUGACCACAGGGGGGUGAACCCCAUGGGCAGGGGUAUCCACAGCCCCCACUCCUCCAGGGAGGGGAAUCCUCCCCGGAUGAUUCUACUGGACAACCCAAACAACCUCUUCCAGUCCGUUCUGCAAGAUCAGAAGAAUGUGAUCUCUCUGCGACUGCGCAGAGGCAUCGAGCUGUCUGAUUACACCAGUUACAGUGGCAACAAUCGGAUCGAGGUCAACAUCGGCCCCGAAGGAACGCAGCUGAACGACAGAAAAUACGAGAGAAGAGACAGUAUCAUCACCGUCAGGGUCGUAGUUUUAGACGUGUUCAGAUGUCGGCAAAUAAGAAAGAACUUCUGUAUGUUCUCGGAGGAUGAACUCAAGUUGCGCCAGUGGGAGAACAGACCUCGGAAUGCCCUCGUGUCCCUGGCCACGCCCACCGAUGUCUGCCCUGACCUCAAUGCCAAGUACUCCUUGGAACUCGAUGAUCCAAGAAUUGGAGAGAGGAUCCUCACGACCGCCGUGGAUCGUCUCUCGAUUAAACCCACUGUGGCCCUGGAUCGCGAGAAAUACGGAUCGGAUAUCCGGUUCACCGUCAAAUGCGAAAUAGAGGUGCCCGGUCGUCGUCCCAUCUCCCAAACGCGCAGCGGAAGUCUCCUGAUCCUCGACGAGGACGACUCGCCUCCCAUCCGAAGCAGGAAUCCUGUCGUGGUCUGGCACUACACCAACAGGACUGAAGACCUGGACGACCAAAUGAUGGUGCUGGACCCCGACCUGAUGUACACGAAUAAAUACGAGAUCAAGCUGAUUGGCAACACCUACAACCUGGUCCGGAUCGAGAGCAUCAAUAAAUUCAACAUUAGGAGCGAAGAAUGCAACAGGGAGGCCGAGAAUAUCACUGGGUACACCUUUGCCACUGACUGCACUCUGCUGACCCCAGAUAUUAAAAUGAAAGUUGAUGCAAAUGGAAAUCUAGACCUUUCGGAGUGCCGUGAGCAUCUGCAAUCACGCUGUGAAGAGAUGGCCCUUGACGACUCCAAGAUGAGGAAGAACGUCCCAACAAGAUCCAGUUCUCCGUCGUCAUCAUCGACAAGAAGCUCCUCCACAGGGACCCCAAGGCCAAGCAGGAGGGGACGACCCGCUCGCCCUCACCUGCCGAAGGAAGGAGGAAGAACAUUACCUGGUGGUCGUUUUGAUGAGGCUGUUGGCUUUUGGCGAGUGAUGUCGGACAUUUAUGUGUCAUACGACAUAGUGCUAACGCUACCCUCGUGUGAAGAAGAGGCCAUCCCCACCUGGACCGAUAUUUCGAUUAUCGUCCCACCGGCCGAAUAUAACAUUACUGUCACCAGACCCGUCAACAAAUACUACCGCCUGGGCAAGUUACUGAAUCAGUCGGUGCCCGUGAACGACAACAGCCAGGAGCUGCCUAGUGCCCUGGCAUUCGUCAUGGACCCGGAAAGCCGCAAUAUGGGUGUUGCAGUGACCAGGGUCAACGGGAUACUCUACGUGGAGGACCCGGAGAUGCUGACGAAGGGAGAGCUUAUUGUCCGUAGAGGCGAUACUACCAUUAACGUUUACUUGAACGUCAAUAUUAUGGAGUCCGAUUUUUGUCCACCUCCGGAGGAACCUUCGGAGGAGAUCGAGUGGUGCUCCUCCAAAGGGCUCAACACGACCUGCGAGUCGUCCUGCGGCAUCGGGUCGUCGGGAUUCUGCUCCUGGCGGCCCAGUCAGGACACCCCGAAUAAUGUCCUGUACGGGACGUGUUCCCCCGACUUGGACACCUGCCCCAACGGCGUCUGUGACGAGUUGGAGCAGCUGCAUUUGGGCAUUUGUCCCCAGGAUUGUGUCGAUGCUGAGGAUUUCACCGGUAAAGCCUUUGGGCUUAUAGGCCCCGAAGGCCGAGGAGUCCAGUCUUGCCGUUGGCUGUUCACCUGCAGCGAUGGAAAGUGCGUCUGCUUCCCUUCGUUUCUGGAUCCAGACUACCCAGGGUCUUUGCCCAUACCAAGUCAAGGACAGAAACGCCUGUCUUCCAAACGGAGGAGGAAGGGCCAUAGGUCUCAGACAAUAUUUCCGGUGUCAGAGAGUCACGGAGCUGGAUGUGACGAAGGUUGUCUCAUCGCCAUCUUAAUUACUGUUCUUCUCUUUCUGAUGUUUCUCUUCGUUUUGUUCUUCGUGUGGAGGCGUCGUGCCCAUCGCAGCGGCAAACAGAAGGGCGGCGUGAUUUCAUUAGGCGCUCUGCCAAUCGACGAGCGCAACUCCCUGGCCUACACGAGGGACGAGCCCCACGACACGGUCCACCACGGCAUCAGGUCCUCUCCAAGACCCGAGCAUAACUUCAUCCCUACUCUUCACGUCACGCAAAUUGACCGGAAAUGGGAGUUCCCAAGGAACCGACUCGUGAUCGAACAGACCCUAGGCGAAGGAGAGUUUGGCAAAGUCAUGAGGGCCAAAGCUCAGGGCAUCAAUGGCACUCUCGGAUACACAACGGUAGCGGUGAAGAUGCUGAAGCCGAACAGCACGCCCUCAGAACUCAACGACCUGCUGUCGGAAUACAGCCUCCUGAAGGAGGUGUCGCAUCCCAACGUGGUGAAAUUGCUGGGGGCCUGCACUCUCAAAGGUGGCCCUAUCUACAUCAUCAUCGAAUACUGUCAGUACGGCUCCCUCAGGAACUACCUGAAGAGGUCGCGGCACGCGGAGUUCGAGAACCGUGUCGGUUCAGGUCCUGUCGACGGCACGGCCGCCGAUUACAACGUCACGCCCAAGGACAUCCUGUCCUUCGCCUGGCAAAUCAGCAAAGGGAUGGCGUACCUGGCAGACAUGAAGCUUGUGCACAGAGAUCUGGCUGCUCGAAAUGUCCUGUUGGCUGCAGGGAAGGUCUGUAAAAUAUCGGACUUCGGCUUGACGAGAGAUGUCUAUGAGGGCGACCUCUAUUUCAAGCGCAGCAAAGGAAGAGUUCCUGUCAAGUGGAUGGCGCUGGAGUCCCUCGUGGACCAUGUGUACACCAGCAAGAGCGACGUCUGGGGCUUCGGCGUGUUGCUCUGGGAGUUGGUCACUCUGGGGACGCUGCCCUAUCCAGGAGUUCAGCCGGAAAGACUCUUCACUCUCCUGAAGGCUGGAUACCGGAUGGAAAGACCGGAGAACUGUUCCCAGGAGCUGUACGACGUGAUGCUGCAGUGUUGGGCAGAAGACCCCAACAGAAGACCAUGUUUCCAGGACCUAACAGACAUCUUCGAAGGCAUGAUCCAGGCCGACGUGGAGUACCUGGAACUCAGAUCUCUGAUCGUGACCAACAGGAGCUAUUUCGACCAGGUGGUUCCCCUUCCCGACCCUCCGCAGCAGUUCCAGGACGCCCCUCCGCAGAUACAGGUAGCACCAGAGCAGCUUCCUGAACUGGGCCACCAGUUCCAGGACAACUCGGAGACGUCUCCUGACUCUUCGCCUCAGAUGGAAGAAUUGCAGAAUGCAGACUCUGACUGGAGCCCGCCGUCAGGCCACACCGAUGCAGACUCCUACCUCAUAGCCAGGACAGACAUCAAAAGGCCCUGCAGAGAGGAGUCGUCAGAGCCUCUCCUAGCCUCUAUCACUCCAUCGACAACUGGUAUUCACACGCCCACAAUCACCACAUCUCACGCCCACAACCCAGCUUAUUCACCAACCAGCGAGAUGCUGCCACAGCCCCUGCACUAUUCCACCUUAGCCAGUCGACCUGAUGAGGAGGAUGUACACACUCUGGAGUGCUGUCGUAGCGAGGAGGACUCCGACAGCGGCAGAGCCACUGGGGACUCCGGCUACGCCACGGAGGAAGGCCGAGGCCGCUGGAAGGGCGACCGCGACCCCAAGGGCUCCUGCCGAGCCCCCCUCACCUCCCCGAGGGGCUCCUCUUACUCCCCCCUCCCCCACCACAGCCAAGAUCCCGACGACGACCAAGAUACCUCGGAGGACCUCGAGGAGCGGCAGGAGCUCCUCAACGAAGACCUCCUCGGACACCUGACGCCCAGCCCAGAGCCUGCUCAUACCGCCCAUCAUAGCACACGCACCGCCCACACUACUGCUACUGCUACCCACGCUACUAGUCAUGCCGCCCACAACGCCCACACCACACCGGUCAUCGUAUGAAAUUCUCGUUCGCGACGACGACGUGCAUCUCGCGCGCUGCCAAAGGUGCGAUGACAGCUCGAAGCGAAGAGAAACAAAACAGAGAGAUGACGGUUCUUGACAGUGAAGCACAUUUCCAGUUCAUUUCCCUGGUGCGUCAUUCAUCCAAGAAGAAGAAGAAGACGAAGAAGAAGAAGGAGAACAAGAAAACAAGAAGAAGAAGAAGAAGGAAGGAAGGAGAAGUUAUUUUCGACAGCGGCUACCCCCACCAGGAGCAGCUCCUAGGAGCGCGCGGGCAAACCUUCAUAACCUAGAAGUGACUUUGGAACGAUGCUCCUUCAGAGGCCGAGACGCGUCACUCGCACUCACCAUAUCCUUUUUUUUUUUCUUGUCUCGUCUUCUUCGCUAUCGCGUCCUUUCCUUUCGUGGGGUAUACAAACUCCGGAAAGGAUGACAAAGGAGCUCUACUUAGUGUUGCUGUAUCGUGAAAAGACGAGAGAGUCUUUCUCGAAGCUGUGACUGUGAAAUACGUUCAAAAUAAAUUAGAGGAGACGACAUGAUGAUACUGACUGACCUUUUGAACCAAGCUGGCGCGAGAGGUCAUGUCGUGAAUACGACGACAGAGGUGGUGAAUUGCCUGGUGCAAUCAAGGAAAAAUUCAACGGUCCUUGUGUUUCCCGUUUGUGGGGGAAAAACCCGAAAAUCAAAAUAUCAAUACGGUUAAUUUUUACGAGAUAAGGAUGGGGAAAUGUGCAAUCUUUUUUUUUUUUUUAAAUAUAAGUGUAUUGCCAUUCCUAAAGACGUGUGCAAGUUAAUGUUCUCCCCAAAAAAGUAAAAAAAAAUAAGAAACGGCUUUUUUUGGAGCGUAGAAAUUUUAGUAUGAUAGCAAGACAUAAAAAAAAAAGAGUACAAUGUUUUUCAA